CUCCACACUGACCACACCUCACCGCCGCCGCCGCUGCUGCUGCUGAGGCUACGAUGAUGUGAUGAUGAUGGUGUGAUGAAGGCUGAUGAGAGGCUCGUUCAUCUCCGUCCACAUGAAGAAAAGCUCCAGUGUUUCGUCCUGGAACGACCCAAAGACACAAAGAGACAAAGAGACAAAGAGACAAAGGAGCUCAGACAGUCGGCUUCAGUUCGAACAGAAACAAACACAACAAAGAGAGUUUUGACAGCUCGGACACAGCGGUGCAUUCACUGUCUCUCUGGUCAUCAGACCGCUGAACACACAUCUCAUCAAACAUUCAUCACAUCAGUUGAACUCUCAGACCACUUCCUCUGAUUCUGUCUCUGAUGGACACUGAGCUCAAACUGAAGUCGAAGCUGAGGAAGAACACUACGGCUCCCAAGAUGCAUUUCAGCAGCAAACAUCCAAUCAGAGCUUCACAUUCUGUUGCUGAAGACUAAACUGAUUUUAUAAAAAUACACUUACUGAACUUACUGUUACCCCCAUGGCCUUCUUCAGCUGUGAUCGUGUGACCUAAAUAUGGAUCUUUCUCAGUGACCUUUGACCCCUUCCAUCAGCAGUGUUACAUCACUAAUUACUCAACGUUUUGGAUGACCAGGUGUGUUGUUCACUGUGUUCAUGAUGUCAGCGGUGUGCCGGCUGCUGAUUGGUCCACAGACAGCAGGUGAGGGUAGCUGACAGGUGAGAAGCAGCUGAGCUCAUUAAAGAUUCAGAAGCUUCACUUUGUCUCUUCAGACGUUUGGUUUGUCAGGUACAAGAGAAGCAGCACGACAAACUCAUCAUGGAUCUGGACAGCAUCGAGGGACUGAAUGAAAUUCGUCCGUCCAUCUACAGAACCGCCGUGAAACUCCAGUCUCUGCAGAAACUCUGCCAAAUGGACGUUGUGUUCGUUCGACACAUCACGGCAGCCCUGCUGACGGUGGGCGGGGUUAACCAGCAGCAGGAUGUGGUGCUAAGCUGGGAGGAAGUGACGCAGACUCUAAACAGGAUGUUCCACAGCGUGUCACAGGAAGUGCCGGGUCAUGUGAUGGUGGUGACUCCAGAGGAGACAUGCAGUCUGAUGUUCAGGAUGUUUGACUGGAGUCAGUGUGGUCGUGUGUCUGCUGGUUCUCUUCGAGCUGCUCUCAUCUGUCUGUCUGCAGAUUCUCUGAUGGUCAAAUACAGAGCACUGGUGUGUGUUGCAGCCACCUGUUCAGGUUCAGUCAGCAGGUCAUCACUCAGAUCUUUACUGCAGGACGUCAGCCAGGUUCCGGCGGCGGUGCAGGAGGAAGGUGUUUUCGGCAGCGUGGAGGCGGCAAUGAGGUCGUGUUUUAACGGGGUGUUGACCCCUUCUGCAAGCGAGGAACACGUGUUGUCAUGGUUGCAGAGCGAGCCACGCCUGUUGCUAUGGUUACCCACGCUAUACCGCCUGUCGGUCAGUAAGAAUGUCAGUCACAGCGUCCGCUGCCACACCUGCAAGACCUUCCCCAUCUCCGGACUCAGGUAUCGCUGUAUGAAGUGUGUGAACGUCCAGGUGUGUCAGAGCUGCUUCCUGACCAACAGACACACCAGGAAACACAAAACACACCAUCCAGUGCUCGAGUUCUGCACACAGCCCACCUGGAGGGAGUCUCUGUCCUCGUUAGUGCACAGUGCACGUCAUGCGCUGUUACGGCGAUACACUCGGAGAGAGGCUGACAGGAGGAGCGAGCUGGUGUGGGCGGGGCCAGAGGAGAACAGUGCUCCGCCCACAUCUGAUGCAUCAACACGAUUGGCUGCCUCAGCUGUCCAUCACAGUCCCUCCUCUGACAGACGUGUUUCCCACGAUGCCUCGCUGCCUCCUCCUCGCUCCUCUUCAUCUAAAGCCCUGCAGACUGAGGAGGAGACCCUGCCUGAGAAGGCGUCGGCUCUGCUAACUGAGGUCAGAAACCUGCAGAGAGACAAAUGGCUGUUGGAGCAACAGUUGCAGGCGUGGCGAUUAACUGUCCAAUCAGAGCAGGGAAUCCUGGAGGACAGGUGUUCUGAGAUGGAGGUUACCAUGGAAACACUGAGAGAACACAACGUCCGUCUCCAGGGCAUGCUCACACAGGCUCUGAACAACAUGGAGGCUCAACAUGCUAAAAACACGCCACAUAGCUGCAGCACGGAGAACACGGAGAACACGGAGAACGCGGAGAACACGGAGAACACGGAGAACGCGGAGAACACGGAGAACACGGAGAACACGGAGAACACAGAGAACACGGAGAACACGGAGAACACAGAGAACACGGAGAACACGGAGAACACGGAGAACGCGGAGAACACGGAGAACACGGAGAACACAGAGAACGCGGAGAACGCGGAGAACGUGGAGAACACGGAGCACGCGGAGAACACGGAGAACACGGAGAACGCGGAGAACACGGAGAACACGGAGAACACGGAGAACACGGAGAACGCGGAGAACACAGAGAACAACGCGGAGAACACAGAGAACACGGAGCACACGGUUUCUUCUGAAACACAGAGAGACACAGAGGAUGAGGAAGAAGAAGAAGUGUUGAUGAGGACAGAGGAAGAGUGGAGCGAAGAUGAACAGACUCCAUCUCCCACAAUCCCUCAGGGCGGCACACCUUCAUCACAUGACAGCCACUGUGUGCAGGAGAAGCCUGCAGCUGAGACGUAUCUCUGUCGCCCACUAGCAGAACAGGAUGUAAAACUGGAGGCAGAGCCGCAGGAAGAAGACACCUGUCUGUCUGAAGAAGAGGAUUGUGGGACGUGUAGUCCGGAGCAGCUGCUGCAGGAGACUGUAGACAGACUGAAGACUGUGAUGGAGACAGACGGCUGGAGAGAGAGACAGACAGGUGAGAGGAAGGGGGCGGAGCUUCUGGAGGCUGCAGAGCAGGUGGGAGGCUCGAUUCACCACUUGGUGGAUGCUGUGAGACACUGAACAGGUGACUCAUGUUCAGGUUAUAAAAACUGUUUAUUCUGUCAACAUUCAUAUAAAUAAAGACGAGUGUAAAGGUA
Molecule: messenger RNA, 3027 nt
Organism: Thunnus maccoyii (southern bluefin tuna)
Lineage: Eukaryota; Metazoa; Chordata; Actinopteri; Scombriformes; Scombridae
Gene: dytn
Product: dystrotelin
Exons: 16
Coding region: 821-2950 (709 amino acids)
Biological process (GO): synaptic signaling
Cellular component (GO): plasma membrane
Molecular function (GO): zinc ion binding
Source: RefSeq, a predicted model, not a curated record